Molecule: messenger RNA, 1707 nt
Organism: Maniola jurtina (meadow brown)
Lineage: Eukaryota; Metazoa; Arthropoda; Insecta; Lepidoptera; Nymphalidae
Gene: nhr
Product: nuclear receptor subfamily 2 group C member 2
Exons: 12
Coding region: 216-1676 (486 amino acids)
Biological process (GO): anatomical structure development; regulation of transcription by RNA polymerase II; cell differentiation
Molecular function (GO): nuclear receptor activity; RNA polymerase II cis-regulatory region sequence-specific DNA binding; zinc ion binding
Source: RefSeq, a predicted model, not a curated record
UCACCUGUCACCAAUCACCAUUCUUUUCCUUUUUUUUUUAUUUUUAGUUGCGUGACAUGAAUGUAUGUUUAUUUUCCCGUUUAAUUAAUUAACACGCGAAGGAUUUAAUCUAAAGCUACGUAAUUUUAUAAUUAAACUAUGAUUACAAUAGUAUGAUCCAAAAGUGCAUGGAAUCGAGCUAGUGAAACCGUCAUUUCCUAGAACAAAAGAUUGUUAUGGAAGCGCCAGACCCCAUGGAACUGAAGUAUGGAGCAGGCAAUGAUGUGGGAGGUCUAGAAUUGUGCAUAGUGUGUGGAGAUAGGGCUUCAGGCAGACAUUACGGUGCUAUAAGCUGUGAAGGCUGCAAGGGUUUCUUCAAGCGCUCAAUCCGCAAGAAGCUUGGCUACCAGUGCCGCGGCACCAUGAACUGUGAGGUGACCAAGCACCACCGCAACCGCUGCCAGUACUGCCGCCUGCAGAAGUGCCUCGCCUGCGGCAUGCGGAGCGACUCGGUCCAACACGAGCGGAAGCCCAUCGUGGACAAGUCCAAGGGAGAAGCGAGGGAGCACGACCGACAGGCCGCCUACUCCAAGCUGCUCGGGUUGGCGGGGCAAGCACAGAUAAAUCCAAAGGAAGAGCCGAACGAUGGAUUCGGUGCGGUGUCGCCGGCCGCGCCCGCGCUCAACUUCGCCUUCGCGGCCGCCGUGGCUUGCGGCAUCAACAAAGGGAACCCGGUGUCUCCGUACCUAGGCGCGGGCACCCCGGGCGACGUUGAUGGUGCCCGGCGCCAGCAACUCAUGCUGCAGACACAACUCGCUAAGAACCUCUUCAAGAUGGGACAGUUUGGUGCAAUAAACGAGUACUUCCAAUCCGCGUACGGCGCCACGCCCCCGGAGGUGCCGCUGGCCGCGCUGCACGCCGCCGACACUCAACAAAACGACAGUGAGGAAGUGGGCAUACUGAGCACAGCUGAAAGUCUCCAACUGCCGUUACAACUGCCGGCCGGAUGCCCGCCGGCGCCACUGCGGCUGCACGCCGCGUGCGAAGCCGGGGCGAGACUACUAGCUGCGUGCGCAAGAUGGCUCCUAGCUUUACCUGCUGCUAAUAACUUAUCAUUCGAGAUCCAAGUGACCCUGAUGCGUAAAUGUUGGCCGGAGCUGUUUGUGCUGGGGUUAGCACGCUGGUCGCAAGCGCUAGGGCUGGCCACUCUGCUGCCCAUGCUGUCCAGUCACCUGCAGAGCGAGCUGAGGGAGAGGGCCGACUCCCGACACUCGCAGCCUGCGCAGCAGACCACGCCAGACCUGUCGCAUCCAGAGAUAACGAUAUCGGAUUACUCGGACGAGCGUAUAGAAGAGGUAUCUGCGAUGCUGUGUCGCCUUCACCAGUUCAUCGGCCACAUGGAACAACUGAGGCUGUCUGACCGCGAGCACGCGCACCUCAGAGCCUUAUGCCUGUUCUCACCAGAUGGAGUACCAGAGUUUCUGACGCGCAAACUGCAAGACUACCAGUCGAAGGUUCUCCGUUCUCUCCGCACCACGUGUCAGCCCGACGACGAGCGAGUCGCAACCCUCCUGCUGCAGUUGCCGGUACUACGCUCGUUCAGCGCUAGCUUCAUCGAGGACGUGUUUUUCGUCGGCUUCGUCGGUGACGUCAGCAUCGACGACGUCAUCCCGUAUUUACUUAACGCAGAACGCUGAUAGGACUUUUUACGACUUAAGUUAUUCAAUA